AUGAAAUUCCUGGUACUUACACUCCUUGUGGCCACGGCAUUCGCCAGCCCGGCACACCGCUUUGUCCAACCCGGUGCGGCUGGCCCUGCACCCGUCAUCAUGCCGGAGGGCGAACCCAUCUCAAUCGGACCCGCUAUCGUCCACCCCGAUAUCAGCGGCGGUCCCGCCUUCGUCGAUGACUUCGAACCGAUCGCGAUCGGACCAGCAAUCAUCAAUGAUCCCAUUGCACCAGCUCCAACUAAACCUGUAGUUCAAAUUAUUAUUAAUAUAAACGAACAAGGACAAGUUGUCGGUUCUCCUGUUGUUGUGAAACCUGAGGAAGGGCCUGCACCAGUUGCUGUUGUGGAUGAUGCGGCCGAGCCCGUGAUUGUUGUUGACGCUCCUCCCGCGGUGAUCGGCAACCCGGUCAUCCCUGCGCCCGUCAUCACCCUGCCAGAGGACCUCAAUUAA
Molecule: messenger RNA, 450 nt
Organism: Papilio machaon (common yellow swallowtail)
Lineage: Eukaryota; Metazoa; Arthropoda; Insecta; Lepidoptera; Papilionidae
Exons: 1
Coding region: 1-450 (149 amino acids)
Source: RefSeq, a predicted model, not a curated record